GUCGUCAACUUCCGCUUUCUCUUUUGGACUCGCAGAACUGUUCCUCCCAUCUCAGACUGUUGACGUUGCCUAUACUAUAAAGGCUUACAAGUCGUUCAGUAAAACAACCUGUGCUUGGCUUUUUUUUGCCUCUCAAGUAAAUCAGAAUUAUAAGGAAAAAAAAACAACAACAUGGUGUGUUGUCCAUGUUUCUUGAUCCCCAUUUUGAUUUGGGUAUUCCAAAAGUUCAUCGGCCCUUGGCUGUCGAAGAUCUGGAGCAAGCCAGAGGAAAUGGUGAAGAAUGUUGAGAACAAUCUUGUUUGCCCAAUGCCGAAAAGAAAGAAACCGGUGGAUAAAUCGAUGGAGGAUGUGUCAGCAACAGCGGUGGGAACAGAAGAAGACAACGAUUUAUCAAAAGCCAACGGAUGCCUGUCCAGUGGAACGUCAGAUUGCAACUCAUGUCAAGGACAGAGACUGAAAGCGGAAUGACACCCUGUUUUGUUUCCUGUUUAACCCUAUCCGUACGUCCUGGGAUCAUAUUGUACCCCCGGGGUUGUAUUCUUCACAUU
Molecule: messenger RNA, 548 nt
Organism: Aplysia californica (California sea hare)
Lineage: Eukaryota; Metazoa; Mollusca; Gastropoda; Aplysiida; Aplysiidae
Product: UPF0729 protein C18orf32 homolog
Exons: 2
Coding region: 172-468 (98 amino acids)
Source: RefSeq, a predicted model, not a curated record